Molecule: messenger RNA, 3549 nt
Organism: Chlorella variabilis
Lineage: Eukaryota; Viridiplantae; Chlorophyta; Trebouxiophyceae; Chlorellales; Chlorellaceae
Exons: 16
Coding region: 1-3549 (1182 amino acids)
Biological process (GO): DNA repair
Molecular function (GO): DNA binding
Source: RefSeq, a predicted model, not a curated record
AUGACGCUCGCAGGGGGCUGUGCGGCGAGCCCUGCAUCAGCUGCAGCUCCUUUGGCCGCGGCGGCGCGCGUGCCGCGCAGCCCCAGCGGCGGCGCCGCCGCCGGCACCAGCGGGCGCCCGCCGCUGGGCGGCAGGUUUCUGCCGUCCAGCCGCGGGCUGUGGGCAGCAGCAGCGGGACCCGUGGGCAGCAGGCACAGGCGGCAGGGCACGCUGCCAGCCGUGGCAGCCUCAGCCGGCGAGCAGUGGCCUCCAGUCGGGCCGCCGCCGGGCAGCACCGUUAGCCUGCACACCGCGGUGGCGCCUGUGGUGCAGCCGGCAGCAGAGCCUGCGCCGCGGUAUGCGCCCAGCGAGCACGCCCCCUUCGCACCGCCCAUGCCACCCUCGGCCCCGCUGUACAGCGGCUGGCCUGCAGAUGGCCGCUCCGGCGGGCAAACCGAGGCGCCGCCGGCCGUGGCUGCGGCUGCGGCUGCGGCUGCGGCUGCGGCUGCCAGCGGGCAGGUCAGCGUGCAGGGUACGGUGCAGAAGGUGACGUACCGCUCAGCAGACACAGCAUACACCGUGCUGCGCCUGCAACUGACAGCAGCCGCCCUGCCACCCGCGGCAGCGGACGCGGCGGCGGAUGGCGCGGCGGCCGCCGCGGCGGCACCGCCUGCGGCGGGGGCCGCCCCCAAGCUCGCCCGCGGCAAGAAACGCGUCAUCACAGUGGCGGUGGGGCAGUCCGUGCUGCUGCGCGGCGCCUGGGUGCACCACCGGCAGUACGGGGAGCAGCUGCGGGCCACAGACCUGUCUGAGCUGAGGCCGGCCAGCGACAGCGAGAUGGUGGCGUACCUGGGGGGCGGCGCCAUCCCGGGGGUGGGCCCCGUCACCGCGCAGCGCCUGGUGGACAAGUGGGGCGCCGACAUCGAGGCCAAGCUGAACAGCCGCUCCGCGGCGCGCUACCUGGAGCAGUGCGACGGCAUCGGGGCGGGCAAGGCGGAGAAGAUCAAGCAGGCCUGGGACGCAACCAAGGGCACCCGCGACGGCGUGCGCUUCCUGAAGGAGCACGGCAUCCCGCUGCCGCUGGCGCAGCGCAUCGCGGAGCGCUACGGGCCGCAGACGGUGCGGCGGGUGGCGGGAGACCCGUACGCCGCGCUGGCAGGCUUCGGGCUGCCCUUCAGCAAGGUGGACCUUCUGGCAGCCAAGGUGGGCGCCCCUCCCGACCUGGUCAGCCGCGCCGCCAUGGCCGCGCAGCAGUGCCUGUCUGCUGCGGCGGCGGAGGAGGGCCACGCCUACCUGCCCUGGCACCGCCUGGAGCAGCUGUGCGGUGGCCUGCUGCGGGAGGUGGGGCUGCAGCACGCGCGGCCCUGGCGCCACCCCCAGGCAUUGCACCUGGUGGCACAGCACAUGCACGCCGCCGGCGCGCUGGUGGCCGAGUCGGCGGCGGAGGCCGAGGCGGCGGCGGCGAGCGAGGCGGCGGCGGGCACGGCCGCGCUGGGCCCAGGCGAGGCGGAGGCGGCUGCUGCAGAGCUGCCUGCCGCAUGCUCGGCAGCGGUCGACGGGGCAGGGGAGGCGGCGGGAGGAGCGGCGGGAGGAGCGGGAGGAGCGGCGGAGGCGACGGCGGGCGCCGCGCGGCAGCACCCCGCCUUUGAGGGCGUCGCGGAGCUGCGGGCGUACCUGAGCGGCAAGCUGCCAGGCGUGUCUGCCGCGCUGGUCGACUCGCUGCUGGCGGGAUACGGCGAGGGGGUGCUGGCGGUACUGGACGGAGAGUAUCCGGAAGCUGUGAAGCAGCUGUGCAAGUGCCGCAAGGUGGGGCCCAAGACCGCCGACAGGAUCAAGCUGGCCUGGGACGGCGCCCACGGCGGCGGCGGCGGCGGCGGCGCGGGCGCCGCCGGCGACGCCUCCCGCGGCGCCCCCGUCGGCCUGACGAUGCAGCAACUGCUGGAGGCGCCGCCCGACGUGGGGUUUGCCUGGGGCCCCUCCACGCGCUGUUUCUCCCCGCACCUGCACGCCGCGGAGCAGGCGGUGGCGCAGCGCAGCCUGCAGCGAGCCGCCGCCUACAAGCCCGCCACCCCCCGCCAGCUCAGCCGCGUGCGCAAGUGGGUGGCCGCCAACCAGAGCGCCACAGAGGUGCAGCUGAAUGAGGGGCAGGUGCGGGUGAUCGAGGUGGCUUCCGACGCGCCGCUGGCGGUGGUGACGGGGGGCCCCGGCUGCGGCAAGACCACCGCCGUGCAGACCAUCGUCAAGCUGUGGUGCGCGCAGAAGAAGGUGGCGCGCGUCGCGGCACCCACAGGGCGGGCCGCGCAGCGCAUGGGCGAGAUCCAGGGCAUCGAGCCCUGCACCAUCCACCGCCUGCUGGGCUACCAGCCGCGGCGGCCGGGCGGUGGCGGCGGCGCUGGCGGCGCUGGCGCCGACCAGCUGGAUGCGGCGGCGGAGGAGGCCGGGCUGGGCACGCACGGCGUCUUCACCUACAACAGGCGUGUUGAGGGGCUGGGCCGGCUGCCGCUCAUGGGCAGGCUGUCGCUCAUGCCAUGCGCAAGCAGCGGACGCGUCUGGAACAACCCGCUGCCCGCGGAUGCGGUGCUGGUGGACGAGGCGUCGAUGCUGAGCCUGCCGCUGGCGGCGGCGCUGCUGGAUGCGCUGCGCCCGCGGUGCCAGCUGGUGCUGGUGGGGGACGUGGACCAGCUGCCACCCGUGGGCCCCGGCGCGGUGCUGCAGAGCCUGAUCGACGCGCGGCUGGCGCCUGUGGUGGACCUGCGGGAGAUCUUCCGCCAGGCAGCGCAGUCAGCCAUCAUCACCUCAGCGCUGGCGGUGCGGCGCGGCGAGGUGCCCAUGCUGCAGCUCGUGGAGCCGACCCAGGCGGCGCUGGAGGCGGCCACCAGCGACGCGCUGCUGGUGUCGGCUGCCGCGCCCGAGGGCCUGGCGGGCGCCGUGCGCGCCACGGUCAUCAGCCCCAUGCGCAAGGGCCCCGCCGGCACCACCACCCUGAACCCCAUGCUGCAAGCCCUGCUCAACCCGCCGUCCCGCGGCAAGGCCGAGCUCCCUCGCCACCCGCACGCGCACUCCGCCGCCGGGGGCGGCGACUCGGCGGCGGCGGCCGGUGGCGGUGGCGCCGGCGCCGGGUCUGAGGGCGGGCGCGUGUUCCGUGUGGGCGACCGUGUGAUACAGCAGGUCAACAACUACGAUAAAGAAGUGUUCAACGGGGACCAGGGGCGGAAGCCGGUGCACUCAGAGGGGGUGCCGGUGGGGUCGAUCCAGGAGGCGGGGUCGGAGGCGUUGACGGCGGCGCCGGGGGUGGUGGUCACGCCAGCGCCAGACACGGCAUACACCGCCAUCCUGUCCUCCGUCUCGUCGUACGACAGCACGCAGCCCUUGGCGGUGACGGUGGAGGCGGCGGCGCCGGCGAUGCCAGGCACGGAGCAGCCGGCGGUUUGGGUGGCGGGGCACCACGACCUGCGUGGGGCUGGGUGUCUUCAGUCUGACAAGGCGCAUUUUGCUGCGCUAGAUACUCAUGACAACAAGAAUGCACUGGAAAUGAUCAAUACUGGCGCCAGGGAAUGUAGAUUCUCGUAG